Messenger RNA from Camellia sinensis, 2084 nucleotides. RefSeq names its product Basic-leucine zipper (bZIP) transcription factor family protein. Gene Ontology annotation, molecular function: DNA-binding transcription factor activity. The record is from RefSeq and is a predicted model, not a curated record. Gene Ontology annotation, biological process: regulation of DNA-templated transcription. Gene Ontology annotation, cellular component: nucleus. NCBI's taxonomy places the organism in Eukaryota, Viridiplantae, Streptophyta, Magnoliopsida, Ericales, Theaceae.
UUUGUCAAUUCUCUCUCUCUCCCUCAUGCCUCAACUUACCUGAAUUUCCCAUUCUCCUCACUCAUCUCUCUUUGAUUUUGAUUUCUUGGGUUUUCAUUCCUUUGUUGAAUGUGAUUUCACUUCUGUGAUUGUUCGUUUUGUUUCAAGUUCAUACACCUCUCGGAUCUUUCUUGGAUCUUUCUUUUCUAGGGUUUUGGGGAUCUACCAUGCAUUGAGUGUGUGUAAUUUUAAGGUUUUAUUUUAAGAACCUAUUGAUUUCGGAUGCCCCCAUUUUCGGAGUUUCAAGAACCCAUCUUUGCUUUCUAGGGUUUAUGUGCGCUCCCUGUUUAGAGGGUUUUCUGAGCUUGUCUGAGCUUUUUAUUGUGUACCCAUUUGUUAAAUUUAGAAGAAACAUCAAUCAAUUUGUUUGUGUCUGAGCUGCUAGGAUUUGGAGAUUUUCGUAGAUGGAAAAGGAUAAGUCCCCCAACCAUGGUGGGGGUUUUCUGCCUCCGUUAGGACGGUAUUCGGGUUUUUCUCCUCCGGGUAACAGUUUCAAUACGAAAUCAGAGCCUAUGGCAUCAUCAACAUUGCCUCCACUAGGACCUGGGGGUAGUUCAGAAACGGGUCAUUUUGGUCAUGGGAUUCCUAUGGAUUCUAGCCAUUUUAGUCAUGAUAUUAGCCGAAUGCCCGAUAACCCGCCAAAGAAUAAGGGCCAUCGGCGUGCCCAUUCGGAAAUUCUUACUCUUCCUGAUGACAUUAGCUUUGAUAGUGAUCUUGGUGUUGUGGGUGGUUUGGAUGGACCUUCAUUGUCAGAUGAGACUGAAGAAGAUUUGCUUUCUAUGUACCUUGAUAUGGAUAAAUUUAAUUCAUCCUCAGCAACAUCUGCCUUCCAAGUUGGCGAGCCAUCUUCUGCAGCAGCUGCACAAACUCCAGCUUCAGCAACUUCUCCUACUGAGAAUGUGGCCCCUCCUUUUAGUGAGAGGCCCAGAGUUAGACAUCAGCAUAGCCAGUCAAUGGAUGGGUCGACUACAAUUAAGCCUGAGAUGCUCAUGUCAGGUUCAGAAGAGGCAUCUGCAGCUGAUUCUAAGAAAUCCAUGUCUGCUGCUAAGCUUGCUGAGCUUGCUCUUAUUGACCCAAAGCGUGCCAAGAGGAUUUGGGCAAAUCGGCAGUCAGCUGCUAGGUCAAAGGAAAGGAAGAUGAGGUACAUAGCUGAGCUUGAAAGAAAAGUUCAAACCCUGCAAACUGAAGCAACCUCAUUGUCUGCUCAAUUGACCCUGUUGCAGAGAGAUACAAAUGGCCUGACUGCAGAAAAUAGUGAACUUAAGCUGCGUUUGCAAACAAUGGAGCAACAGGUUCACUUGCAAGAUGCAUUAAAUGAUGCACUGAAAGAGGAGAUUCAGCAUUUGAAAGUACUGACUGGCCAAACUAUUCCAAACGGUGGACCAAUGAUGAACUUUCCUCCGUCGUUUGGAGCCAACCAACAAUUUUAUCCCAACAAUCAUGCUAUGCACACUCUCUUGACUGCCCAGCAGUUUCAGCAACUCCAAAUUCAUCCCCAGAAGCAGCAGCUGCAGCAGCAGCAGCAGCACCAGUUUUCACAGCAUCAACUACACCAGUUUCAGCAGCAACAACUUCAGCAGCAGCAACAGCAGCAGGAGCAGCACUCACAACAAUUGCGUGCUUCAAUGCAUUCUCCAAGCCAGAAAGAGAACGGUUCAGAUGUCAACCCUUCAUCAAAGGAUUAAUUGCGGAAUAGAAAUGGGCGGAUGUGGAAAUGGGUGGAUCUGUGGAGCUUGAAGGGUCAGUUAGUGUCCAAAUCUUUGGUGUUACGAUUAUGGUGUCAGAUAUGUCCGUUUUCUGUCUGUUGUUUCUAGUGUGAUUAGAUGUGUCUGUGUAACUAUUUUGUAGGCAGUUUAUAUUUGGAUUUAAGUUCAGGAUUUGAGAUGUGGUGGUUGAUCUAUUUGUAGGAGUAUUAUGUUGGAUUUAGUUCGUGGUUGAAUUGUGGGGGUGAUUUCAUUCAUUUAUUUUAGUCAUGUAGCACAUGUUUUGGCGAAUAUAUCUGGUGGUAGUCUUGUAUUUAAAAUUUUCAAAAUGCUCUCUCUCUC